Messenger RNA from Suillus plorans, 426 nucleotides. RefSeq lists its product as uncharacterized. The annotation marks the transcript as partial. Gene Ontology annotation, cellular component: cytosolic large ribosomal subunit. The transcript has a single exon. Gene Ontology annotation, biological process: ribosomal large subunit assembly; cytoplasmic translation. Gene Ontology annotation, molecular function: structural constituent of ribosome; large ribosomal subunit rRNA binding. NCBI's taxonomy places the organism in Eukaryota, Fungi, Basidiomycota, Agaricomycetes, Boletales, Suillaceae. The record is from RefSeq and is a predicted model, not a curated record.
CUCGGUAUCCCUACCAAGAUCACUCGUGGUACUAUUGAAAUCUCGGCUGAGGUCCAGGUCGUUACUGCCGCCAGUAGCCAUUACAGUGUUGGCCCAUCCGAGGCUAAUACUCUCCUCAAUAUGUUGAACAUCUCACCGUUCACAUACAGUAUGACUGCCGUCCAGACCUUCGACUCUGGAAAUGUGUUCUCUCCCGAAGUUCUUGACAUUGACGAGAAGGUGCUCAUUGACCACUUCUUGUCCGGUAUCCAGACCAUUGCUGCCAUCUCACUUGCCCUCAACUACCCCACCGUCGUCUUGGUUGCGCACUCUGAAUCCCUUGUCAUGGUCAAUUCAUACAAGAACCUCAUUGCUUUGUGCUUGUCCACCGACUACAUCUUCGAGGGUGUCCAGAAGGUUAGCUCAAAUUUGAUUCAUUAUAUUUAA